ACAUCAAGCAGUCACGCCUUCACCUCAAGCAGCUACGGCCCCACACCAAGCAGCCACGCCCCCACCUCAAGCAGCCACGCCCUCCCAGAGCAGCACAGGUAUCACCCCCAAAACCCGAGGCGACCUCACAAGGAGGGGUCAGAUGCAGAUCUCAGGCCAGGCUCCGCCCACUCCUUGAGGCAGGGAGAGAGAACCAAUCAGCUGGGAGGGAGGGUUCACUUCCAGGGAGACAGAACCAAUCGGCUGGGAGGGAGGAUUCACCUACAGGGAGACAGAACCAAUCGGCUGGGAGAGAGAGCUUAUCGGCAGGGAGAGAGGAUUCACCUACAGGAAGAGAGAGACAAUUAUCAGGGAAAGAGGAUUGGCCUACAGGGAGAGAGAGCCAAUCAGAUCCCUGGAAGGAUCCUCCAUUUGGGAGUGGGGUCCAGUGAGCAGGGAGAGAGAUCUAGCCCACGGGGAGAGAAAACCAAUCAGCAGGGAGAAAGGAUCCACCAGCUGGAAGAGACAGCCAAUUAUCUGGAAGAGAUGAUCCACCAGCUAAGUGAUGCAACCAAUCAGCAGGUAGAAGAGAGCCAUCAGCUGAAAGAGACAGUCGGACAACACAAAGAGCCAGCCAAUCGGAAUGUAGAGAGUGUCCACCACCACCACCACCAUCACGAACCAGACUGGAGGGUGUGGCCCUCUGAAGCCCAGAGCCCUGAGGACUUCCCCCACCCCCCAGGAGGGGGCGCCCCUUCACCUCCAGACCAGCCAAGGGUCUUAGAGCUCACCAGACCGCUCCUCACACCCACACCCGACCAACAGAGACAAGACGAGCACCAUGCAAGCCUGGUCAUUAGAGAGCAGAGCCAAUCAGAACAGACCAUGAGGGAGCAGAGCCAAUCAGAGCACAGUGAAGAGGUACAGUGCCAGAUCCAAUUCAGUGAAAGGGAUGGGAACCAAUCAGAGCAGCAGAGGGAUGGGAACCAAUCCAAGCACAGUGAGAAGGGUCAGAACCAAUCAGAUGACUGUGGGAGGAGCCAAUCAGAGCUGGAGAGAGAUCAGAGCCAAUGGGACGGAAGAGAAACCCAGAUGAAGACUCGCUGGGAGGAGCAGGGCCGAGACGAGAGGAGAGGCAGAGGAGGCCAGGAGUGUGUGGGUCAGAACCAAUCAGAGCACUGUGAUAGCAGCCAAUCAGAGCUGGAGAGAGGCCAGGAGUGUGUGACGGACGCACGGCAGGAAGAGGACCAGGGUACGAGGGAGAGUGGGGGGCAAGAAAGGGAGUUUAUGAUGGACCGAAGCCCCUCCCAUCCCCCCUCUAAGAGCUUUCAUUGGCAGAGGGAUGGGGUGUGGGCGGAGACCCAGUGGAACCCCCCUCUGGCCACUCAGAACUCCCUGUCGGAGAGCUGUAGGCCCCGCCCUGCUGAGGGCUCACAGGCUGGGAUCCUGCCGUACUGGUCUGAGCGACCACAUCAGGCCACACCCACUCCUCUUGUCACACCUCUUUACCAGGAUACAGUCAACAAUCAGACCACACCCACACAUGCCACGCCCUUUCACCAGACCACACCCACUCCUCUUGUCACACCUCUUUACCAGGCCACACCCACUCCUCUUGUCACACCUCUUUACCAGGAUACAGUCAACAAUCUGACCACACCCACAAAUGCCACGCCCUUUCAGCAGACCACACCCACUCCUCUUGUCACACCUCUUUACCAGGCCACACCCACUCCUCUUGUCACACCUCUUUACCAGGAUACAGUCAACAAUCUGACCACACCCACAAAUGCCACGCCCUUUCACCAGACCACACCCACUCCUCUUGUCACACCUCUUUACCAGGCCACACCCACUCCUCUUGUCACACCUCUUUACCAGGAUACAGUCAACAAUCUGACCACACCCACAAAUGCCACGCCCUUUCAUCAGACCACACCCACACAUGCCACGCCCUUUCAUCUGACCACACCCACUCAUGCUAUGCCCUUUCAUCAGGCCACACCCCUUCGACAGGUGUCUGUUGGGUCCCGGCUGCACCGCUAUGAUGAACAGUCGGGCAGCGAGAGUGACGGGGAGGACGGCCAAUGGGAGGCUACUUCCCCCAUCAGGGAGGAGGAGGAGGAGGAGCUUCAGGACCAUCAGUCAGCUCUGAUGGGACUGUUAGACUCUGUUUCAUCCAAUCAGAAAGCCCCGAUGGAGCCGGUUCCAUUCAAUCAAACUGCAGGGAUGGAGUCUGUUCUUUCCAAUCAGAGUGUGGGGGUGGAGUCUGUUCCAUCCAAUCAGUCUGCAGGGAUAGAGUCUGUCCUGUCCAAUCAGAGUGUGGGGGUGGAGUCUGUUCCAUCUACUGAGAAUGUAGGGCUGAAGUCUGUGCGUGACGGUGGAGAUGUGUGUGACGGUGGAGAUGUGGUCUCUGUGCGUGACGUGUGUGACGGUGGAGAUGUGGUCUCUGUGUGUGACGGUGGAGAUGUGGUCUCUGUGCGUGACGGGCGUGACGGUGGAGAUGUGUGUGACGGGCGUGACGGGCGUGACGGUGGAGAUGUGGUCUCUGUCUCUGUGUGUGAUGGUGGAGAUGUGGUCUCUGUGCGUGACGGGCGUGACAGUGGAGAUGUGGUCUCUGUGCGUGACGGGCGUGACAGUGGAGAUGUGGUCUCUGUGCGUGACGGGCGUGACGGUGGAGAUGUGGUCUCUCAGGCCAUCCGGGACAUCAGAGAGGCCGUGGAGAAGGGGAAGCAGCGGGCGGUGCGAUCGCGGUACACCCCUGACGCCCCCUCUGAGCCAGUGUGGGUGAUGAGACCCCCCUCCCCCGAAACGGAUAAGAUCCCCCUCUACCACUGCACCCACCAAUCAGACAACAACCUGCUUUACCACUGUCAGCCUCCCACCCAAUCAGACAACAACCUGCUUUACCACUGUCAGCCAACCGCCCAAUCAGACAACAACCACUUGUACCGCUGCCCCACCCAAUCAGAGAACAAUCUGCUUUACCACUGUCAGCCAACCGCCCAAUCGGACGCCAGCCCCCUCUACCACCGUCCCCUCCUCCCACAUGCAGACUCCAGCCCACUGCUGCAGCGCCUGCAGAGAGAGUACCCAAUCCCAGAAGCCUUUGCUCCGCUGGGGAAGGAGAACUUGAGAACACAGCAGCUCUGUGACGUGACGGACUGCUCCAGAGUCCCUUAUGACGAGCCGCCCAGGAGUCUGGCCUCGUUCCCAAUGUUCGUGGACGUGCCGGGCCCCUGUGACUCAGUGGACCUGAUAGACGGGGUUCUGUUCGCCGCUGUGUAUCUGGGCUGCACCCAGGUGCUGUCGGACCGGAACCCCAGUAAGAACGCACGCAUGCAGCAGGCCCAGGAGGCCAUGAGCCGCAUCAGGAAUUCUCAAGGAAGAGGUAGACAAAAGGAAGUGGAUGGUGACCCUGCAGCGAUGAUGGUGGAGGUGGAUCUCUUCCUUUCCACUCAGAGGAUCAAAGUGCUGAACACAGAAACUCAGGCGGCCAUGUUGGACCACCCCCUGCGGUCCAUCUCCUACAUCGCUGACAUCGGGAACACGGUGGUGCUGAUGGCGCGCCGCAAGAUGAUUCGCUCCCGCAGCCCUCAGGACCAGCUAGACUCCGCCCUCCACACUAGCCCCGCCCAGAACUCCAGGAGGCAGAACAGGAUGGUUUGCCACGUCUUCCAGUCGGAGGAUGCUCAGCUGAUCGCUCAGGCCAUUGGGCAGGCCUUUACUGUGGCGUAUCAGGAGUUCCUGCGGGCCAAUGGCAUCGACCCUGAGGACCUGAGCCAACGGGAGUACAGCGAGCUCCUCAACACACAGGACAUGUACAACGACGACCUCAUACACUUCUCAAAGACAGAGAACUGCAGAGAUGUGUACAUUGAGAAGCAGAAGGGUGAGAUUCUGGGCGUGGUUAUUGUGGAGUCAGGGUGGGGUUCCAUCCUCCCGACCGUCAUCAUUGCCAGCCUGAUGCAUUCUGGGCCGGCGACACGUUCCGGACGACUCAACAUCGGAGACCAGAUCAUGACCGUCAACGGAACCAGCCUAGUGGGGCUACCCCUCAACACAUGCCAGAGCAUCAUCAAGGGUUUGAAGAGCCAGUCUCGGAUCAAGAUGAACAUCGUCAGGUGCCCCCCUGUUACCAUGGUGCUGAUCCGCCGGCCCGACCUCCGUUACCAGCUGGGAUUCAGCGUGCAGAACGGCAUUAUAUGCAGUUUAAUGCGGGGGGGCAUUGCUGAGAGGGGCGGAGUCAGAGUCGGCCAUCGCAUCAUCGAGAUCAACGGCCAGAGCGUGGUAGCCACGCCCCACGAGAAGAUUGUUCACAUACUGUCCAACGCAGUGGGAGAGAUCCACAUGAAGACCAUGCCUGCUGCUAUGUAUCGUCUGCUAACCGGUCAGGAGCAGCCCAUCUACAUCUGACACACACACACACACACACACACACACACACACACACACACACACACACACACACACACACACA
Molecule: messenger RNA, 4459 nt
Organism: Clupea harengus (Atlantic herring)
Lineage: Eukaryota; Metazoa; Chordata; Actinopteri; Clupeiformes; Clupeidae
Exons: 12
Coding region: 526-4395 (1289 amino acids)
Biological process (GO): chemical synaptic transmission
Cellular component (GO): dendritic spine; plasma membrane; cytoplasm
Molecular function (GO): amyloid-beta binding; protein binding
Source: RefSeq, a predicted model, not a curated record